Messenger RNA from Acaulospora colombiana, 861 nucleotides. Lineage: Eukaryota; Fungi; Glomeromycota; Glomeromycetes; Diversisporales; Acaulosporaceae. The record is from the annotation of a GenBank genome assembly.
AUGAAAGGAAAGGACACGGAAGCGAAUAUUAAAAAAAAGCAAAAGCAAACUGACAUUUUGGUCACCGAAGAUCCAAGAUUUAAGCAUGUUUCGAAAGAUCCACGUUUUGAACGCCCGAAGAAGAAAGACGUAAAAAUCACUUUAGACAAUCGGUUUGCUCAACUCUUGAAGACCAAAGAAUUUAGCGAGUCUCCCAAGGUUGAUAAAUAUGGUCGUCCAAUUUCGUCGGAUAAAACAGAGACAGAAUUGAAAAGGUUUUAUAGGCUGAAUAGCCCGUCAACAGACUCUCUAGAGGAGAAAGCCGACGAACAAGAACCCUCCCCGAUAGGCGAAGAAUCCUCUAAAAGCUCAGGAUCCGACAACGAUAACGAUUCAGUUGUGUUUGAUCCUGCUAGAGGCAAAGGGGUAAUUUCAUCGUCAGACGAGGAUGACGAGGAUGACGAGGAAACACGUUUAGAAGAAUUUGAGGAGGAAGGAUCGGACGAACAAAUUCGUUUCGGUGAAAAGACGCAUCGAUUUGCCGUUAUAAACCUCGAUUGGGACAAUGUGAAAGCUUCGGAUUUAAUGAAAUUAUUUAGUAGCUUUAAGAUCGAAGGGUCUAUCAUAAAAUCCGUGAAAAUUUAUCCUUCCCAGUUUGGAAAAGAAAGAUUGGAAAAGGAAAUCAUUGAAGGUCCACCAAAGGAAGUAUUCAAAUCGAACGACCUCUCUUCGCGAGAUGACGACGUAUUUCCUGACGACCAAGAAGUGAUCAGCUCAGAGUCAAUCAAAAAGAGUAACGCGGACGACGAUUUUGACGAGGAAUUAUUGAGAAAAUAUCAAUUGGAACGCUUAAAGUAUUAUCAUUUUGUAUUAUUGGCUUGA